AUGUUUAUAAAAUUAGUAAUUUUUCUCAUACUGGUAAAAGUUAUCUAUUUAAAUUCUGAUGUUCAAUUUACAACAAGUAGCACUUCAAAGAUUCGAAUAGAAGAAGAUGACAGCAGUAAAUGGAAUGGUUUGUCCAAACGCUUAGUUCAAUUGAUGACCAAUAGCGACAGGAAACGUAAAUAUGAAAUCGAUGCGACAAUUUUCUUAGCAGAAACGACUACUAAAUCUUAUGCAGGAUUCUAUCAAGCAAUUAUGAGACACAGUGACAUUAAAAUUACUUUCAACAUGUUUAUCUUAAGAGCUGAUUUAAAAAAGAUUCAAAUGCAAAGGACAUUCCAAGAUUUUCUUAUAAUUCUUCUGAGUGAAAAUGUCAUAAAUUAUGUAAACUUUAUAAACAUCGUUUUUAAUCCAAUAUUUGAGGAUAAAUCCCUAAAAAUAUUUAUAAUCUUAAGCUACAACCGUUCCUUUAAAAACGCAAUAGAUGUUUGGAACGCUUUAAUUAUUAAAAAGUAUUACAAUCUUUAUGUUUUGCUGCAUGAAAAAUCAGGAAAAUUCAAAGUUUGUCGAACAGGAUUAACAAAUGUUGGCAAUUCUCAGAUUCAAUUCUUACUUCGUCAAACACAUGGACAUAAAUUUUUAAUGAUUAAGGAUGACAUCAAAAGAAAUGAAUUGGAUCUUAUAAAAAUUAUAUUUUUUGACUUUUAUCCUUUAUCGUACGUAGACAAUGAAGUAAUUAUUGGAACCGAUGGACGUUUAAUUCAAGAAUUCAGCAAGAAACUCAAAACACCUUACAAAGUGAUGAAUGAUCAUAAGUUAAAACCAACGACAAUGCAAGUCUUUCACGACUUAGAAACUACAGGAGAUAUCAGCCUUUAUACACAGAUUAAUAUUGUAACACCAAACAUACAAUUCAUUCCUCUUAACCAGAUGCAUGGUUUAUGUUUACUAACACCUCGAAACAUUCCUGUAUCAUCGCAUGAACACUUUGAAUUUCCUGUCGAUUGUGCGUCAAUCAUUUUAACUUUAUUAUCAGCACUUUCAGUCAUAAUAUGCUGGAAAUUAAUAUCAAGUGAUAUGUCACUAAUGUCCAUAGCUUUUGCAACUUUUGAGCUAGCAUUGAAUUUUGGAUCUUCCAGCAUUAACAAGCUAUCCUUAAGUGAAUCUAUACUAGUCUACUGCUUCAUAUUUAGCUCAUUCUUUCUCAUAACUCUUUAUGAGUCAACUUCCAUUUCGUUUGAAUUUAAUGACAUGAUAUGGCGAUCAGCACAUAGUUUUGAGGAGCUUAAUGCAAGCAAUAACAAAUUUUAUUCAUAUUUUGAUGAAAAAAUUGUCGAACAAAGCAAUUUGCCAAAGAUUCGUCGUGAUUUAAUCAUAAAUUAUAUUGAUGUCUUUGAUACUUUUAAAAUGAAUCUUCCUGAUGAUCUUGAUAUGAAUUUAGUCUACACCUUGCACUGUGAUGUUGUUGACUAUUUUAUGAAGUCACCGAGAAAUUAUAGAAAUGGCCGGCAAUUGUUUGAUAAGAUUUCUGUGACUCAAUUUAUUAAGACUUAUAAUGUCAAGAGUGGAUAUUUUUACAUUGAUGAGUUUAAGAAGCUGGUUUCAAACCUUAUGGAAUCAGGAAUUUAUGAUUUCUGGAAGAACAAUGAUUCGACUGAAUUGACUGAUGAUAACAAGAUUGAUCUACAAAGCGAUCAUUUAUUGCUUGCAUUGGCUGAGAUAAUUGUUCCUAUAUCGAUCUUAGUGAUAAUUGUGUCACUUCUACUUGCAAAUAUUAAUUUAAAUGUUUCUACAACAAAAGAUCAAAAACCAGCUACAAAUGUCGCGAAAAUUCCAUCAAAACUUCCACAGAUUAGAGAUGAAAGUGACAAAUGGCAGAAAUUGAGUAAACAUCUAGUUCAAAUGAUGGUUGGUGCUGAUAAGGGACGAAUUGAUGUGACUAUACUUCUAGCAGGAUCGGCGAGGUCAACUUAUGCAGAACUCUAUAAAACUAUUGAGAGACACAAUGAAAUUAAAUUAGUCACAACAACAUUUGCCAUGGGAAAGGAUUUGUCUGCCGUUAAGUUACGAGAUGCAUACAAAGAUUAUUUUAUAAUUCUAAUAGAUGAAUAUACCAUUUUUGCAAAAUUCAUCAAUGAUUAUUUUAGUCUGAUUUUUGUUAACAAAUCAAUUAAAAUCUUUGUAAUUUUGAGAUUUAACCGCUCAACUAGAAAUGCUGUAGAUGUGUGGAGUGCUUUACGUCUACAAAAAUACUAUAACGUUUAUGUUUUGCUCCACCAAAGUUCUGGCACUUUUGAUGCUUUUCGUACAGCACUUAGAAAAGUUGGUCACAUGCAGGUUGACAUUACACUUCUUAAGGCUGAGGAAAAUAAGUUUUUGAUGAUGAAGGAUAUCAUUAAAGGAGAUGUGAUGUCAAAGCUUCGAAUUGUGUUUUUUAAUUCAUAUCCUGUGUCCUAUGAGAACAAUGGAGUCAUAAUUGGAGCUGAUGGAAAUUUGAUUCAAGAAUUCAGCAAACAGCUUGGAACUUCUUAUCAAAUAAUAAAUAAGGAUAAGUCUAGACCAACAUCUGAAAAGAUCUUUUAUUAUUUAGAAUCUGAUGGAGAUAUCAGCCUUUAUACACAGCUGAAUAUUUUAAGGCCUAAUGUACAGUCAAUUUAUCUCAAUCAGAUGGAUGGAUUGUGCCUACUUACACCUCGAAAUAUUCCUAUUGCAGUCCGUGGAGGAUUCGCUAUACCAAUAGAUUCUGUGUCAAUACUUAUGACUUUUAUAUCAACAGUUUCAGUCAUCGUAUGCUGGAAACUUAUCACAAUCGAUUUGUCAUUAACAUCGAUUGUCUUUGCAACUUUUGAGUUGGUUCUUAAUUUGGGGUCAUCAAGUGCUGAUAAAUUGACACUUCGUGAGAAUAUCCUGGUUUAUAGUUUCAUAGUCAGCUCAUUCUUCUUAGUCAACAUGUAUGAAUCAACUACAAUUUCAUACAAAUUCGGUGACACUACAUGGCGUUCAGCUGAAAGUAUUGAAGAGCUUAAUGAUAGGAACACUAAAUUUCAUUCAUACUAUAACGAGAAAGUAGUGGAACAGAGUAGAUUGCCAAUUAUUCGUCCUGACUUAAUAUUGAGCUUUAUUGAUGUCUCAAACAAUUUGAACUUGAAUAUACCUAAAGAUUUGGAUGCAAAUUUAGUCUACAUCCUUAAUUGUGACUUCGCUGAACAUUUUACAAUGUCUUCUAGGAAUUACCACAAUGGACGGCAAUUGUUUGACAAAAUGACUAUAACUCAAACUUACAAAACUUAUAAUGUCAAUAGUGGAUACUUUUUCAUAGACAAAUUUAAGGCAUUCUUCGAAAAAUUGAUGGAAUCUGGAAUUUACGAUUUUUGGAAGUCAAUAAACUCUGUUGAUCAAGAAAGACAUAAAAUUGGAUGUGGACAAAACGAGUCAGAAUUAACUGAAUAUGCAGAUAUGAUUGUACCAGCUUCUCUUUUAGGGAUUGGAUGUUUAAUAGAAUUGAAUAUAAAAAUAGAAACCCAGUUAAGAAACCAAAACUGCACAAGUGGAUCCAAAAAUACAUCUUCAGCAGAAAAGACAAACUUGAUAAUGCAAAUGCAUUCCAUCAAAUAA
Messenger RNA from Chironomus riparius, 3612 nucleotides. The record is from the annotation of a GenBank genome assembly. Lineage: Eukaryota; Metazoa; Arthropoda; Insecta; Diptera; Chironomidae.